UGUGAGUAAGUGUGUGUUUUGCUCAGGUAACGCCAGGAUUAAUCGAGUUGGACUUUUUGAAGUGGAAGCUAUUUUGAAGCCGUUAGUGUCUCGUUGGAUGGUAAUCUGAUUGAGCAAGAUUUGACGUGGUUAUGAGUGAUCGGAGUGCUUUAUGGGGCGUUGCAGCUGAAGGAUGUUGAUUUAAGAAUGUCGAGAAUGUUGCACUCCCGAACAUCCACGAAAUCCCCCUGCGCUGGCUAGAUCUCUGCGAUGAAGACCCGCUGACCCGACGCACUCUAGACUAGACCAUGGAAUACAGCAACCAAACCGAAAAUGAUAGCUUCGUCAACUGCCAGUUACUCCACCCUUCCAGCCCGCUCGCCUCCGUGUAUUUCCAGAGCGCCGUUUAUUCCAUGUACGCUGUCAUAUUUGUGGUGGCGCUAAUCGGCAACAGCUUCGUGUGCUACAUGGUUCUGUCAUCACCGCGAAUGCGAACUGUAACAAACUACUUUAUAAUGAAUCUGGCAAUCGGCGAUAUGUUGAUCACCAUCCUGUGCGUUCCCUUCACUUCCGUGUCGCUUCUCAAGCAGUACUGGCCCUUCGGCAGCGUGCUGUGUCCUGUCGUCAACUACUCGCAGGCUCUCGCCGUCUUCGUCAGCGCUUACACCCUCGUGGCCAUCAGCAUCGACAGAUACAUGAUCAUCAUGUGGCCCAUGAAGCCGCGGAUUUCCAAGAGCUUCGCCACCUCCAUCAUCGCCCUAGUGUGGCUAAUCGCCGGGAUCACCGUGCUGCCGACGGGCACCUUCGCCACGCUUUCCAACAACAACUACACCCUGGGGACGGACAUCUACGAGAAAUGCGACAUGUACAUCUGCCUCGAAGACUACUCAAACGUCGGCGUGGAGUACGGCCGCAUGUACACAACAAUCCUGAUGUUCCUCCAGUACAUAAUUCCCUCGGUGGUCCUCCUCUUCACCUACACCAGCAUCGGAGUGGUGAUAUGGUGCCAUCGCAUACCCGGAGAAGCGGAAAACUCGCGCGAUCAGAGAAUCGCCAGAUCGAAAACUAAGAUGAUUAAAAUGAUGGUCAUCGUCGUUUGUGGAUACACACUUUGCUGGCUCCCCUACAAUAUUCUACUGGUUGUCAAAGAGAUGAUUAGUCCGGGGGUUAUGAUCUACUUAUAUUUUCCACUACACGGUCUGGCGAUGUCACAUGCUUGCUACAAUCCCAUCAUUUACUGCUACAUGAAUGCUAGAUUUCGAGAUGGGCUGGUGCAAGUGCUGCGGUCUAUACCAGGACUGCGGAGAUGUGUAAAUCCAUUAUCGACGUCGUCGGGAUUUCCACACACAGGGAUGGAAGGCAGCACUGAAAGUACAUUUCUCCAGAGAACGAACACCUGUACAACGUAUAUCAGUAUGAAGCGCAAGAACUGUAAUCGGACGUCCACCUGCAACCACCAGCUGCCGGUGCGGUCGGCGUCUUUGUUGAGGACCUCGAACUCGCACAACGGGGUCCGGAGGAUAAGGUACCCCCCGAACGUCCUCGACGAACAGAUGUAAAGUGUGUUUACGAAGUAUAUGUGAUUAAUUUAAUUUAAGUUAAGACUAAGUUAAAGAAUACAUGUCCAAUUUAUGUAGUUCCGAAAUGACACAUUUUGUUUAUUAAAUGAUUAGAGAAC
Messenger RNA from Zophobas morio, 1657 nucleotides. Its product is annotated as RYamide receptor-like. The transcript is spliced from 8 exons. Lineage: Eukaryota; Metazoa; Arthropoda; Insecta; Coleoptera; Tenebrionidae. Gene Ontology annotation, molecular function: neuropeptide Y receptor activity. Gene Ontology annotation, biological process: neuropeptide signaling pathway. The record is from RefSeq and is a predicted model, not a curated record. Gene Ontology annotation, cellular component: plasma membrane. The coding region runs from base 288 to 1538 and encodes 416 amino acids.